Symbiodinium sp. CCMP2456 is the source of this 678-nucleotide messenger RNA. The record is from the annotation of a GenBank genome assembly. Lineage: Eukaryota; Dinophyceae; Suessiales; Symbiodiniaceae.
AUGGCCAUGCAGGGAAGUCAGGAGUCAACUUCCGGUCCCCAGCCAAAAGCUGAGGACGAAAGGCUCGACUCCGCAAACAGCUCCCGCAGUUGUCGGAACACGAACACAGUGUCCCCGCGCUUUAUGCGCGGCCUUCGCUUGCCGCCUCUGGCCCAAACGCAGGGGGAGGACCAAGGCUUGAAACAUCUACUCGAGGAGAUCCCCAGCAAAUGGUUUCUGGAUGAUGAGAAGUUUUGCCGGCGUGAAGUCCUCGAAGAGAAUGUCAUUGACGCAGAGAUGUUGAAGAGAAUCGACUUCUUCCGUAAUUUCGGGCCGGCAUUCUUGGAUGAGCUGCUGAGCAGUCCGGAAAGCAUUCGAAAGGUGUUGGUUAUGCCCGGCACGGUCCUGCUGCGUGAGGGGGCUCCUGGUGACAGCAUGAUGGUGGUCUCCAAGGGCCGUGUUGCUGCCUCGGUGAAUGGUCGGGUGGUCAAGCACCUGGGAGAAGGCUCUUAUUUUGGAGAACUCGUGUUCUUGGGUGCCUCUCUCAUGCGAACAGCGACAGUGACCGCCACGACCUUCUGCGAUGUGCGGAUCAUCUACAAUCGAAGUUUCAAGAGGAUCGCGGACAAGUAUCCAGAGGUGCAAGCUGCGCUCAACAAGUUUGAUCUCGCGAACAGCGACCCGAGAUUAAAUGCUAAG